Colletotrichum phormii is the source of this 465-nucleotide messenger RNA. RefSeq names its product ribonuclease H1/H2 small subunit. Gene Ontology annotation, cellular component: ribonuclease H2 complex. The coding region runs from base 1 to 465 and encodes 154 amino acids. The transcript has 3 exons. The record is from RefSeq and is a predicted model, not a curated record. Gene Ontology annotation, biological process: RNA catabolic process. NCBI's taxonomy places the organism in Eukaryota, Fungi, Ascomycota, Sordariomycetes, Glomerellales, Glomerellaceae.
AUGUCAAAGGCAAUCCUCUCAAUUCAGUCAAACGACUCAGCAAAGACCAAGGCCACAGUCAACCUAUUGCCUUGUCGGAUUCAUCACAAUGGUCCCGUCGGUAAUGCCAACACAUAUUGGAACCCUACCAAGUCAGAAGAUGGCAAGACAGUAGCAUACUUUCGCGGCAGGAAGCUCCACGGCACGACGGUCAAGUUACCAGAACAAUACCGAGGCGCAGUGAUGGAGAGGAGCGCAAAGGUCGAGACGCAGCAGCUUGAAGGAGAGGGCGAAGAGGCUGAGGGUGACCUGGUUGAGCUGGGUACCAUGGAAGCCAAGGCAGAGUUUGACGAGAUGGUUAUCUGGGGUCACGAAGCGAGUGCAGAGGGGGCGUCUGACCCGUACGUGAGGAGUAUAGAGGAAUGGCUUGAUGUGGCCGAGUCGAUACACUCUUACUCCUCGGACGAUACCAAAUCCAGUGUGUAG